CGCUUUUUGGCUGUGGGCACUGGCAUAUAGUUACGUGUUCAGCUGGUUUGUUAGUAUUGAAAAGCCGUGGAGGGUGGAGGGUGUUGAUGCCCAAGGAUUUUUGUAAAAGGGGUGUUUACUGUUUGUUUUGAAUCUCGUGAUUUGCACGUCGCUUUAAGCCAGAAGCAAGAUGUGGGUCGAGGACUCCCAGAAGGACGGGGAUGGAGUCAAGGUCAAGGUGAAACUGAAGCCGCGACCGAAGGAAUCGGACAAGUCAACCGAGGAGGUAGACGGCAACAGCAAAACAAGCAGGGAGAGGUCACGCCUUCGCGACAGCCCUCUGAGGCCCAUCAUGUCGUGGCGAAGCGAAGUCAGGACGUCAGGUCAGGGCUCGGACGCGGCGACGAAGGACGUCCCCGACACCGUGAAGGAUCUCAUCAACCGCGUCAAGUACGACACCUCAGCCAGCGAACUCCUGCGGCGCAUCAAGGCCGAGAACCGCGCCCCGUACAACCCCGAGGCGAACCUCAGGAAGUCGUCUCACAGGGACGACGGCGAGUACGGGAGGUACGACUCCAGGGGGAGGAGGUACGACCGCGGGGGCAGCAGGUACGACUCAUCUUACCGAAACGACGAUCCAUACCGUCGCUCCUAUGACACCGACGACAGGAUGGGUGGCAGAUAUGACGACGGCAGGUCAUACAGUAGAUACGAUGUGGAUGAAAAGCCAUAUUCAAGCAGGUAUGACGCCGAUGACAAGCCUUAUCGCAGCAGAUAUGACACCGACGAUAAACCGUAUCGUAGUAGAUAUGACACCGAAGAUAAGCCAUAUCGUAGUAGAUAUGACACCGACGAUAAAUCAUCUCGCAGCAAAUAUGACACUGAAUACAAACCGUAUCGGAGUAAAUACGACACAGAAGAUAAGCCAUACCGUAGUAAGUAUGACAGCGAAGAUAAGCCAUAUCGAAGCAAAUAUGACUCAAAGGAUAAGUCGUAUAUCAGUAAAUACGACACUGAAGAAAAGCCGUAUCGCAGCAAAUACGACACAGAGGAUAAACCAUACAGGAGAAAAUAUAAAACUGAUGAACUUUCAGACGAGAAGAAAGAUGGCGGCGAGGUUUCGUCCCCGUCCAAGACUGCCGAUACAAAAGAGACACCACCUGAGGGAGGCGAAGGGAGUGACAGGUCAGGUCAGGUCAAACCAGACUCCACGCAAGUCGAGGCAGAAGAAGGGCAGACUACUAAAGACAUUGCAGCCGAGGGUUCCGAGGCUCCACUUGAUGGAAGUUUAAACGACGAAGGAGCUGUCGACAAGACUGCAGGAUCGGACCCCGAUGGGCAGACGUCAGGAGAACAAAACAAACAUGGAGAUGAGUUAACAGGCACAGAGUCCCACGGUCAUGAUUCAGAGGAGCAACAUUUACCAGGGAAUGAGGUGCCGGACCGUUGGCCUGACGAGCAAAGUCCAGAAGGCCAAAACAAAUCAGGGGACCACCUGACUACAUGGGACAAAAACAUAUCAGACAAUGAAAUAGCAGGGUCAGAUUCUGACGGACACGUUUUACAGGAUAAAAAUGCAUCCGGGAUAGCGUCUGAUUGUCAGAGUUCACAGGAUCAAAUUAUGCCAGGAAGUGAACACGGUGACAAUACAGUGUCUAUGGAUCCGUCAGUGACUACAGCCGAUGAUAAUGCAAGUUACAGCACAACUGCUGCUGACAUCACAAACAUGACUGGAGCGAUCUCACUGACCACUGUCAGUGAUACAGGGUACACAUCAACCGAGGCCGAUGUGCUAGCUGACUUGCCCUCGGUGUCAACAGUUAAUAUGACGAAUGAUUACUCCAUGUUGACUGAUAGUGAAACAGUGACACGAAACCAAAAGGUGACAAAUGGUGACACUGCAAAAGAUGUACCAGACUUGACCAAAGAUACUACGGGAUGUAUGCCUGAGUUAACUAAAGAUGACACAAUUAGAGAUGUCUCUGAACUCCCGAGGGACGAUACCACGAGAGCGGUACCACAGCUCACAAAAGAUGAUACUAUGCGAGAUGUUCCAGAGCUAGUGAGUGAUGCUGCAACAGAGGUAAAAGAGGAUGUGAAAGAAAGUGCAAUAAAAGAGGAACUGCAAGCAAGAAGUCAAGAUAAUGAGGAGGCAGAGAUUCCAAUGGGAAACGCCAAGAAUAUAGAAAUAACUGUUCUUACAAAUGGCCAAGAGAAGACACAAAAAUCUGUGGAAUCAAUGAUGCAAAAUGAUGCAGCUUCCAAGCCUAUGAACAGCGUUGCGCCCAGGAACAUUGAAAUAACUCUACUAACGAAUAAUACAGAGAACAGUCCGAAAAGAGGAGGAUUACAAACAGAAAACACGGCAACAAUUUUAACAGAACAGGGGCGAUCAUCUUCACCAUCACAAAUGAAUGGCAAAGACGUCCCAUUUCUCACAAAAGUAAAAUCUUUCAAAGAUGUACCGAUAGUGGUUGAAGGGAAAACCGUCAAAGACAUAAAAAUAGUGGUAGAAGGAGAAGAAGACGUGCCAAGAAUGACAGAUGGGAAAGUUAUUAAGGAUAUUCCCAUUACGAUAGAGGGGGAGAAAGAACCAAAAGUGCGGGCAAGCAGUGCUGCAAGAGAUGUUCCGAUAACAAUAGAAGAAAAAGAUCCCCAAAACCUACAAAGUAUGACAGAAAUCCAUUUUAGAGAUGUGCCAUUGUUGAUAGAAGGUGAUGUCAAGAGAGAUGUACCUAUUACAAUAGAGAGUGUAAAGGAUGUGUCAUCUGUGGCAGAGGCUAAGAAAAACGACCUGGAAGAAGCAGUAGACAUUGAAGGAAAUGAGACAGUUAGUACCGAGAGGGAAGUUCGAACUCAGGUAGAAACUGAGAAUGAAAGGGACUCUCAGAGAGUGAAAGAAGAUGUAAUCGAAAGAAAGGUACCAAUAAUAGUUGAAGCUGAUAGUAUUACUUUGGAAAGAAACGAAGAACAGGCUUUAGGAAAUAACUCAAACCUUGUACAAGAUUCCAACGGAGAUGUGUCAGCGCUGUGUGUGUCAAAGGGACGUGUGAAGGCGUCCACCCCGUCUUCGAGGUUUCACGAGGCAGCGUCUUCAGGAGAUGUAACAACGAUGAUGACUUUGGUGACAGAAGGAGGCAUUGACGUAGACAUUGCAGACGACAGGGAACGGACGGCGCUGCACGUUGCAGCGGAUAGAGGGCAGCUUCCGGCGGUUUCGUUUCUGAUCGAACAGGGCUGCAGCAUCAACCAGACGGACUCCGGUAGAAGGACGGCCCUACACUAUGCCGUGGAGGUCGGUGCCGUGGAGGUGGUCGGGGCGCUGCUGGAGGCCGGGGCGGAGGCGGACGUGAGGGAGAAGGCGCGAGGGAGGACGCCCUUGCAUCUCGCCACCGUCACGAACUCCCUGGAAAUUCUCAAGCUUUUGCUCAAGCCGCUGCUGGAGGACCCAUGGCAUGCUCGCAGUGUACUGAAGGUUGCAGAUAAGGACGGACUCACUUUGCUCCACUUGGCAGCCCACGGUGGUCUCCAGGAAGCCACCCAAAUCUUGCUCUCUGCCGGCGCCGAAGUUAACAUCACAGACCAGGCCGGAUACACACCCAUGCACGCAGCCAUAUUAAGCAGACAGAGGAAGGUGAGGAGUCACGGCGGUUGCAUGGAGCUCCUCCUCGACGCCGGGGGCGACUUGCGGUGCGAGGGCGGGGCGGAGUUCGCGACCUUGCCCCACGCCGCCGCCAGCGUUGGUUGUACGCGCUGCCUGGGCGUCCUGAGCUCACGAGGCGCUGACUUGGACUGCAAGGACUCCUCCGGGAGGACGCCUCUCCACUUCGCCGUCGAGUUCGAGCACCCAGAAACGGUGUCCUUCCUGCUGGGGCGCAACGCAGACGCCGAGGCCGAGGACAAGCGAGCCAACCGGCCCCUCCACUACGCCAUCGGGACCGACUCGCCCCGCCUCGUGGCCUCGGUCUUGGAGGCCAGCCCGCGAGGGGACGCCCGAGACCGCGACGGACGCACGUACUUCCAGCACGCCGUCGAGAGGAGGAAAUACCGGGCGCUGGCUGUCCUCGCCAAACACGGCAUCACGGCAGUGGCAGAUGACCAGCCGGCCAUGCAUUACUGUGCCAGCGCUGGGAGUCAGGCGGCCAUCGAGGUUUUGCUCGAGAACGACCACGACAUCAACGCCACGGACGACCAGGGGAGAACCCCGAUGCACCAGGCCAUCUGCGCCGGACACGAGAGCCUCGUCAACUUUCUCCUGUCAAGCGGCGGCAGUAUCCGGAGGGCUGACAAGACCGGCGCGACCCCCUUACACUACGGCGUGAGGUGGGGCGGCUCCGAUGCCCUUCUGCGUCGCCUGGUCAAGGGGGGGAGUGUCACGGCAGUCGAUAGGCUCGGUCGAACUCCCCUGCACUAUGCGGCCAGCAAGAGCUCCGUCAUGUCCGACAUGUACAUCCUGAUCAACAACGGCGCGCCACUGAACACGCAGGACAACCGCGGCUUGACCCCCCUCCAUCUGGCCUCACGCCUUGGGAACGAAUCCCUGGUGAGGAUUCUGCUCGACAACAACGCCCGCCACGACAUCCUCGACGUCGACAACUUCCUGCCGAUCGACCACGCGAAGGAGAAAGGCCACAUAUGCAUCAUCAACCGCCUGGAGAGCUACGCGGCGAAGAAGGAGCGCGAGAAGGACCCGCGUUUCGGGAUCUACACCAGGAGGAAGGACGAGGACGAGGUUCUCAUUCAGAGCCGCUACAAGACGAAUAUUCCUUGGUACGGCAGCGGCAAGAAGGGGUCCGAUAGUCCGGAGCUGUGAAGGGAGAGCCUUCGAUAAUCCGGAAUUAUGACGAGGAGAGCCUCGGGAUUAUAAGGAGAACCUCCGAUAGUCCGGAAUUGUGAUGAAGAAAACCUCCAAAAGUCCGGAAUUAUGAUGAGAUCCUCUGGUAGUCCGGAACUGUGAUGAAGAGAUCCUCCAAUAAUCCGGCAUUUUGACAACGAAAGGCUCCAUAGUCCGGUCAACACGGAUUUCAGAAGUCGUUAAAUUUCAUUAGCGUUUCGUCGUAGUGUUUUGCUGACGGGGGACAACACGUAACG
Penaeus monodon (black tiger shrimp) is the source of this 5070-nucleotide messenger RNA. RefSeq lists its product as uncharacterized. The transcript has 12 exons. The record is from RefSeq and is a predicted model, not a curated record. Lineage: Eukaryota; Metazoa; Arthropoda; Malacostraca; Decapoda; Penaeidae. Bases 170 to 4792 code for a protein of 1540 amino acids. Gene Ontology annotation, molecular function: protein binding.